UUUUCAACUCUCUGCUUCCUCUUCCGUUGUUCGUGCAGGUCCAGAUCACUCUCAGCACACAUGACUGUGGGGGGUUGUCUCAGCGUGACAUCACUUUGGCCACCUUCAUCGACCAGGCGUCUCUGAUGUGACAUCAGUCAUUUGGAAACUGAACGUCGCAGCUCUUCAUAGAUUCUUUCAAAUGACCUGCAAAAUCCAAAGAAUUAGAACCAGCUACUUUCAGUUCCUCGUGAAUGAUGUAAGUGUUAGACUGCAAGGGAACCAACGUGCUUUUAAAAACAUGCUGUUGUUAGAGUUCUUCAUGGUGAAAAAAAAUAAUUAUUAGCUAAAGAAAAUGCUACAAUAGUGUUUACAAAUUCAGAUCCUGGGAACUGAAGUAAUUUCUCAGCAACCAUUCCAGUUAAAACAGACAACAUUCACAGUGAUACAUGUGUUCUUCUGUCCCAACCAGUGUCUUGUGUGCCAAAUGUUUUUGUAUUGUGUAAAUGAAAUGUCAAACUGUCGUCGUUGUAACUGAAAAAUGACCACGAGAUGAUUUCCUCAUAAGACUGAAUGCAUUUUAUUGAAAACACAACACUGCAGAGCCAUCUGCUGUGGUCGACUGAGAGUGCUGAGCGGGCGUUUGCUGUUUAAACCAUCAGAUGUUUCUUAACUCAAAUCACGUACAUAAGAACGCACCAAACAGAGAAAUGUCUUUAAACAAUGUACAUUCAGAACCUCACAUGUGAUGUAGAGCUCUUCAGUACUCUUAACCCAAAAAACAACAAAUGACCAGAUUGAAAUCAACACCUCUCUUGUGUUCUAAUCAAAAUUAGGAAGGUUGUAUUUAGGCGUAUAAUGUUUUUAAGGUUUGAAGGAGCAGCAGACGUUAAUGAAGCCAAAUCCCUGAUAAAGGUGGAGAGAAAAACUGCUACGACAACAUAAGUACAAACACUUAUUAUUGCUACAUAAUGCCACCGAAGUACAAGACAGCGUGUACACUGUCUGCGAGGGGUGAUCAGUGUGACUUACUGCUUCAAGAGGAAUUUACAAUAAAAGUCUUUAUUCAAAA
Molecule: messenger RNA, 1051 nt
Organism: Stegastes partitus (bicolor damselfish)
Lineage: Eukaryota; Metazoa; Chordata; Actinopteri; Pomacentridae
Product: pterin-4-alpha-carbinolamine dehydratase-like
Exons: 1
Biological process (GO): tetrahydrobiopterin biosynthetic process
Molecular function (GO): 4-alpha-hydroxytetrahydrobiopterin dehydratase activity
Source: RefSeq, a predicted model, not a curated record